Lates calcarifer (barramundi perch) is the source of this 1312-nucleotide messenger RNA. RefSeq names its product SLX9 ribosome biogenesis factor (gene slx9). The transcript has 6 exons. NCBI's taxonomy places the organism in Eukaryota, Metazoa, Chordata, Actinopteri, Centropomidae. The record is from RefSeq and is a predicted model, not a curated record. Gene Ontology annotation, biological process: maturation of SSU-rRNA from tricistronic rRNA transcript (SSU-rRNA, 5.8S rRNA, LSU-rRNA). Gene Ontology annotation, cellular component: preribosome, small subunit precursor; 90S preribosome; nucleolus. Bases 286 to 1029 code for a protein of 247 amino acids.
AUAACUUUUCAGAUUAAAACAUUUCCUUAUUAAUGUGCUCUGUUCAUGUUAUUUAAGGAGUAAAACUGAAAAUAAAAUGACCAGCAAAGAGAAAUUCAGAGAAAAUCGCAGAGCACUUUCCCACAAAAUGUCCACGAAUAUAAUUUGUGCAUAAGUGUAACUGAGUAAAAGACGAGUUUCCGGUGGUGGUGUAGUUGCAUUGAUACUUGUCCCACGCUGUCGACACGGGGUGAAGAAACACCACUUCAGGAGGUACGCAGCUGUUUAACACAAAAUCAAGUUAAGAUGGUUGGAAAGAUAAAACAUGUUCGUCAGAAGCUUCACCAGGAGCUGUUGAAGCUGGACAGGCCGAGCAGCCUCACUGCACCCCCCGCUUCUAGGCUGCCUCCGAGGUUAGAGAAGCCCUCUGUCCUGGACCUACACAGCUUUACUCCUGCACCUCUGGAGAACAAGCAGAGGGAUAAACAGGCACCGACAGAGAGCUCCUUCCCCUCUGGGAUCUUUGCUGGCACUAAAAUCACCCCAGAGGCUCUGGUACAAACACUGAAUUUUGAGGAAACUCCAGAUGUACCCAUACAUCCCAAAAAAGGCCCAGAAGAGAAGAGAGUCAAGUCAAAGAAGGAGACAAUGAAGGAGAGGAGGGAGAGGUGGCUCAACAAGAUCAGCUCCAUCAAACAGGCCCAGGAGCAGCAGGUGGCCGAGGCACGCAGACAGGCCACCCCCGUGGUCGGAGACCUGAGGCCACUGGUCGACGCCCUGCCAGAGCUCUGUCAGCUCCUUGACCCCCCCACCACUGUAGGCCCCACUGCUCGCCGCAAGAACAGGAAAAACAAAGUGCCAGUGAAGAGGCCCGAGCCCACAGACUUCAGUCAGAUGAAACAGUCGCAGAAACGUAAACUCCUAGAAACAGAGAGCAGCCGCUUCAGCGACGCAGUGAAGACUCUCUCUGGCAAAAUGAAUCCUCUGGCUGACAUUGGUGAACAGCUGAGGAAGAGGAUGAGGCAAGAGGAAGAGCAAGGUCCCAGCUAAAAGAAGCAGCAGCGGCUCAACUGAGACUCAAAUGCUUCCAGACUUUAAAGAUCCCUGAAUCCUGGCCUACACUUGCCUUUGUCUAGGAAACCCAAACCUGUCCACUCUCGUUAAAAAGGAGGAAGAACCUGUAACCUGGAAGCUCCUGACUGGACCCAGAUACACAGCAAAGAGUGGCAUUAAGUGUGGCAUUUGUAAAUGGUGACUUUAACAGAGGUUCAUUAGGGUUCCUCUUUCCUCGUUUCCUCUACAGUAAUAAAUCACAAUUCAUUCAAAGCUCAAA